Cladocopium goreaui is the source of this 1320-nucleotide messenger RNA. The record is from the annotation of a GenBank genome assembly. Lineage: Eukaryota; Dinophyceae; Suessiales; Symbiodiniaceae.
AUGGUGACAGUCUUUGGUUUUGGAAAGGCUGUACCACUGGUGUUCCUUCCCUGGGUUUCAGCGGUUUCAGCUUCUUCAUUUGUUCACUUGAUCCCACAAGUGCCUUGGCAAGCGUUGCCAAGUCUAGACGUUGGCCUAGAGCGUGCUGCUCGAGCAGAAUAUGAGAUGGGUGUCCAAGCAUGGAACCUGCGACAAGCAGAACAAGGCUUGGAACUAUUUCUCAAGAGUGCCCAAAAGGGUCACGAAGUUGGAGAAUAUUGUUUUCGCUACGGCAUGUACCAUGAAUUUCCACCCUCAGAUAUGCAACAAGCCUUCCGCUGGUACAAGCGCGGAGCGCGGAUGAAUCACAAGGGCUCCACCACGAUGCUGGGGAAGCUCCACAUGGCGGCGGGGCAUCGGGACGAAGCCAUGCACUUUCUGCAACGGACAGGGCUUCCCAACACUGGCCGAUUGAUUCCGGGGAUGGACGAGCCCUUCAGGAGUCUGUCUGUGGAGGACCUCGCAGGGAAGGGCCACGGCGGCGAACGCGGGGACUCUUUGGCCCAGUGGUUCUUGGGUGAGCUCUUCCUACAAUCUGCCAAGCUCCGCGACGCGGUGAAGUGGUGGAAACGCUCCGCGGAGAACGGGGACAGCGAUGCCAUGAUGCGGCUGUCGCAGGUCUUUCGAGAGGGUGCCAUUGGAGUUCCGCAGGAGCCUAUGCUGGCGCGGCACUGGCUCUUUGCGGCGGCGGCGCAUGGUCAUAAAGAUGCACUGGAUCAUGUGAAUUGGGCUGGUGCAAAGAUUGGAAUGGUCUGGAAUCGUCCGGACUACGAAAACGAAUGUGUUUUGACACGUUUGCCACUUCGGGCGCGGCAGCGCCACGACAGCAACAUCUGGCAACUGAGGAGCUCGGAAGGCUCUGCUGCCUUCUUCCUGAAGGAUGCAGCAGACAGCUGGGAGAUGGAGGACCACGAGGCGCCUCCCCGUGACAAAGAGGCUGAAGCGCUUGAGCGCCGCAAGUGGGAGGAGGAGGAGGCACGUCUGGAGCGCCGUGCCGCCCAGCAUGCGGCCCGUGCCGAAGCGGAGCGCCGCAGGGCUUAUCUGGAGAUGCUGGAGAGUGAACGCGUCGUAGCCAGGUUUUUGAAGCAGCACGGGUUUGGAGGAGUCAAUUGCCCCAAGCGUAACAUGCUGGGCCGCCACUUGUACCCGCUGCACAAAGCAUCCGACAUGGGAAAUGCCAGGCUGGUGCGCAUGCUCUUGCGCGAAGGUGCCAUUCCGCCUCUUGGUGGCGCCAUGGGGCACCAGGGGUCAUGGGAGGUGAAGGGCUCGACAGAUUCAUAG